Molecule: messenger RNA, 2451 nt
Organism: Trichechus manatus latirostris (Florida manatee)
Lineage: Eukaryota; Metazoa; Chordata; Mammalia; Sirenia; Trichechidae
Gene: UNK
Product: unk zinc finger
Exons: 16
Coding region: 19-2451 (810 amino acids)
Molecular function (GO): metal ion binding
Source: RefSeq, a predicted model, not a curated record
AGGCAGGAAGACAGGACCAUGUCGAAGGGCCCCGGGCCCGGCGGCUCCGCAGCUUCCUCGGCGCCCCCGGCCGCUACCGCUCAGGUGCUGCAGGCACAGCCCGAGAAACCGCAGCACUACACGUACCUGAAGGAAUUCCGCACGGAGCAGUGCCCGCUCUUCGUGCAGCACAAAUGCACCCAGCAUCGGCCCUACACCUGCUUCCACUGGCACUUCGUGAAUCAGCGGCGCCGCCGGUCCAUCCGCCGCCGGGACGGCACCUUCAACUACAGCCCCGACGUCUACUGCACCAAGUACGACGAAGCGACGGGCCUCUGCCCAGAGGGCGACGAGUGCCCAUUCCUGCACAGGACCACAGGGGACACUGAGCGCAGGUACCACCUACGCUACUACAAAACCGGAAUCUGCAUCCACGAGACAGACUCCAAAGGCAACUGCACCAAAAACGGCCUGCACUGCGCUUUCGCCCACGGGCCCCAUGACCUCCGCUCCCCUGUCUACGACAUCAGGGAGCUCCAGGCCAUGGAGGCCUUGCAGAAUGGCCAGACCACAGUAGAGGGCAGCAUUGAGGGCCAGUCGGCUGGGGCUGCGAGCCAUGCCAUGAUAGAAAAGAUCCUCAGCGAGGAGCCGCGGUGGCAAGAGACCACUUAUGUGCUGGGGAACUACAAGACGGAGCCAUGCAAGAAGCCCCCGCGGCUGUGCCGCCAGGGCUAUGCCUGUCCCUACUACCACAACAGCAAGGACCGGCGGCGGAGUCCCCGGAAGCACAAAUACAGGUCGUCUCCCUGUCCGAACGUGAAACACGGGGACGAGUGGGGAGACCCUGGCAAGUGUGAGAACGGAGAUGCCUGCCAGUAUUGCCACACUCGCACGGAGCAGCAGUUCCACCCAGAGAUCUACAAAUCCACCAAAUGCAACGACAUGCAGCAGUCGGGUAGCUGUCCCCGUGGACCCUUCUGCGCCUUUGCCCACGUAGAACAGCCACCCCCGAGUGACGACCUGCAGCCUUCCUCAGCUGUGUCCAGCCCCACCCAGCCGGGUCCCGUCCUGUACAUGCCAUCCGCUGCCGGAGACUCGGUGCCUGUGAGCCCCUCCAGCCCGCACGCCCCUGACCUCAGCACCCUCCUCUGUAGAAACAGCAGCCUAGGCAGCCCAUCGAACCUCUGCGGCUCCCCCCCGGGCUCCGUCAGGAAGCCCCCCAACCUGGAGGGCAUUGUCUUUCCUGGGGAGUCCAGCCUUGCCCCUAGCAGCUACAAGAAGGCUCCCGGCUUUGAGAGGGAGGACCAGGUGGGAGCCGAGUACCUGAAAAAUUUCAAAUGCCAGGCCAAAUUAAAACCCCACUCCCUAGAGCCCAGGAGUCAAGAGCAGUCUCUGCUACAGCCCAAACAGGACAUGCUGGGCCUCCUCCCCGUGGGCAGCCCCCUGACCUCAAGCAUUUCUUCUAGUAUCACCUCCAGCCUGGCAGCUACUCCCCCUAGUCCCGCAGGCACCAGCAGCGUCCCUGGCAUGAACGCAAACGCGCUGCCCUUCUAUCCCACCAGUGACACGGUAGAGUCGGUGAUAGAGUCAGCCCUGGAUGACUUGGACCUGAACGAGUUUGGGGUGGCCGCCUUGGAGAAGACUUUCGAUAGCAGCACAGUGCCCCACCCCGGCAGCAUCACAAUCGGCGGCAGUUUGCUGCAGAGUUCUGCGCCUGUGAACAUCCCUGGCUCCCUGGGCAGCUCUGCCUCCUUCCACUCGGCGUCCCCAUCCCCUCCUGUCAGCCUCUCCUCACAUUUCCUGCAGCAGCCCCAGGGCCACCUGAGCCAGUCAGAAAAUACGUUUUUGGGGACCUCAGCAUCACACGGAUCUUUGGGUCUGAACGGGAUGAACAGCAGCAUCUGGGAGCACUUUGCCUCUGGCAGCUUCUCCCCGGGCACAUCCCCUGCCUUCCUGUCAGGGCCAGGGGCUGCUGAGCUGGCCCGGCUUCGGCAAGAGCUAGAGGAAGCCAACUGCACCAUCAAGCAGUGGGAGGAGUCCUGGAAGCAGGCCAAGCAGGCUUGUGAUGCCUGGAAGAAGGAGGCGGAGGAGGCCAGUGAGCGGGCCAGUGCAGCGGGCGCCGAGUGCGAGCUGGCCCGGGAGCAGCGGGACGCGCUGGAGGUGCAGGUGAAGAAACUGCAGGAGGAGCUAGAGCGGCUGCACGCGGGGCCUGACCCGCCAGCCCUGCCCACCUUCUCCGACCUGGAGGCCCUCUCGCUCUCCACCCUCUACUCCCUCCAGAAGCAGCUGCGGGCCCACCUGGAGCAAGUGGACAAGGCCGUGUUCCACAUGCAGUCGGUGAAAUGCCUUAAGUGUCAGGAGCAGACCCGGGCGGUGCUGCCGUGCCAACACGCUGUGCUGUGUGAGCUGUGUGCCGAGGGUGGCGAGUGCCCCGUCUGCCAGCCCGGCCGGGCCCACGCCCUGCAGUCGUGA